This is a messenger RNA of Sipha flava (yellow sugarcane aphid), 840 nucleotides long. It is a transcript of the gene BORCS6, whose product is annotated as BLOC-1-related complex subunit 6. Gene Ontology annotation, biological process: lysosome localization. The record is from RefSeq and is a predicted model, not a curated record. Lineage: Eukaryota; Metazoa; Arthropoda; Insecta; Hemiptera; Aphididae. The transcript is spliced from 2 exons. Gene Ontology annotation, cellular component: BORC complex. Bases 397 to 840 code for a protein of 147 amino acids.
CUAUUAUAUACUCGGCACCACUGUAUUAUCUUGAGUUUAUAUCCUGUAGUGUGGUUACUAGUUUUAAUAUUCGUAUCCCAAACGGUUGUCGGUUUUAGAUACCUAUAUUAUCUUGCCGUGUUGAUGUGUAAUCGCUAAAUAUCAAAAUAUGAUAAAACUAUAAUUGUAAAUAGUAAUCGUCAUCCGUUUUCGUGUUAGCUACGUCCCCGAAUUUGUACUUGUAGCCUUUUUUUUCUUUCAUUAAUACAUCCGUGAACUACAUUAACAUUUGGCUGCAAGAAGAUACAUCAUGAAUACGAGUGUUUGAAAGUACGCGUAAGACCAAUCUAUCCAGCUGCGCUCGAUAUGCACAAUCCUCUACUGAAUUAAUAUUGAUACGUGGAAGAAUCUAAUUAAAUGGAUUUUUUAAACAAUCUUGAAGGUAUAAUUACUAAAAAUGGAGACAUGGUAACAUUUGUUGCAGAAGACUUAGAAAGUAAACUUAAACAGACCAGUCCAACAACACCUGUCAGACCAUUAGGAAGAUUUGUUUUAGAUGCAAAUUUACUAAACGAACUUGAGUUUGAAGCCAGAAACAUUGCUGCUUCUGUAGACACAUUAACUGAAACUCUUUCAGGAGUAUUACAUAGUAUGUCUGCAUUAACUGUUGAAUAUUUAGAAAUAUACAGAGAUGUUGUUUGUAAAACAUGUGACUCUAUUGAUGCUAAUAUUAAAUCAAUGUAUCAAUUAAUGGCUAAAUGUGAAGAACUUUCUAAAGAAAUGAAACCAAUCUAUAAAUUAGCUCAACAGGUUAAAGAUAUAAAACACAUUUUAGAUUUAUUUGAAAAUGCAGUAAAUUAA